Molecule: messenger RNA, 3016 nt
Organism: Dipodomys ordii (Ord's kangaroo rat)
Lineage: Eukaryota; Metazoa; Chordata; Mammalia; Rodentia; Heteromyidae
Gene: Dennd2a
Product: DENN/MADD domain containing 2A
Exons: 18
Coding region: 167-3016 (949 amino acids)
Biological process (GO): retrograde transport, endosome to Golgi
Cellular component (GO): actin cytoskeleton
Source: RefSeq, a predicted model, not a curated record
UGCAGGCCGGCCCAGGGCAGCCUCAGACAGGCCGCAGACCUGAGCUCCAGACUGGCUGACAGGGUCAAAGUGGAAGGUGCAGAAGCUGGAGAAGGCCCUGGAAGGCAGCCACGAGGGUUCUACACACCGUUCCCUGAGAGCGAUCGAGGGUGAGCCCCCCAGCCGCAUGCCGGGGGCCAGAGUGGCCAUGUUGGGCUCAAGCAUGCUCAUCGGGAGCCCCACUGCGGAGCCCAGCACCAGAGAAGCCGGCAGGCCGGGGAGAAGCCCCCACCCCUGCUCCCGAGCUGGGGACCCGUCCAAGCCCCUGAGCAUAAAGGACAAGAUAUCUGAGUGGGAAGGCAAGAAGGAGCCCCCCAUGGGACCGGGCAGUGGGGCCGAUGGGCCGGAGGAGACCCUGGCUUCCUGCACGAUGGACAGAGGGGGCGAGGGGGCCAGAACUCGCCUUUCCGACGCUAGGAAUGGACUAAAGCCUCACCCAGAGAGCCCGGAGACUGACUGCAGGACAGCAAGGUUUAGGGAUCCCCAUGCAGACCUGGGCCAGAUCAAUGAAGGCCACAGUCGAGGCCGGGAGCCAAGGCUCGGCAAACCCCACUCCCAGAGCGACCACCGCUCAGUGCUGAAGCAGGUCAAGAGGCUGGAGCAGGCCUUGAAGGACGGCUCAGCCGGCUUAGACCCCCAGUUGCCGGGGACCUGUUACUCCCCACAUUGCCUGCCUGACAAGGCAGAGGAGGGGUCUCCCCUGUCUGAUUGUGCCAGGGUCGGGGGUCGUUCAGAAACCCAGCCCAGGGGGCACCAGCCCUUGAACCUGGAGGGCAGGGAACGGUCCGUGGAGGCUUCCGAGGACAAGAAGGGCUGCCAAGGCGCCUCCCAAAAGCCCUUCAUCAACCCCCUGCCCAAACCCCGGAGAACGUUCAAACAUGCGGGAGACGGGGACAAGAAUCCACACCCAGGCCCAGGCCUCAGGAAAGAGAAGAGGAACCUGCCCCCCCUGCCCUCCCUGCCUCCCCCACCCCUGCCCUCCUCUCCCCCUCCUGCCUCAGUGAACAGAAGACUGUGGGCGGGAAGGCCGAGGUCCAGCGCUGACCACAGGAAGUCCUAUGAAUUUGAAGACUUGCUGCAGACAUCCUCCGAGAGCAGGGUGGACUGGUAUGCCCAGACUAAGCUGGGGCUCACACGCACCUUCUCUGAGGAGAACGUUUAUGAGGACAUUCUAGAUCCACCAGCGAAGGAGAACCCUUACGAGGACAUCGAGCUCCAUGGCCGCUGCCUGGGCAAGAAGUGUGUCCUCACCUUCCCCGUGUCUCCCACCUCUUCCAUCCCAGACACAUCUACCAAGACAUUGUCCAAACCGACUUUUUUCCGGCAAAAUUCCGAGAGGAGGAAUUUCAAGCUCCUGGAUGCUAGGAAGCUGAGUCGGGAUGGAACUGGGUCCCCUUCCAAAACCAGCCCCCCCUCCACGCCCAGCAGCCCCGACGACACCUUCUUUAACCUAGGAGACCAACAGAAUGGCAGGAAGAAGAAGAAGAUCCCCAAGCUGGUGUUGAGAAUCAAUGCCAUUUAUGAGGCCCGGAGAGGAAAGAAACGGGUGAAGAGGCUGUCCCAGUCCACAGAGAGCAACUCAGGAAAAGUGACAGACGAGAACAGUGAGUCCGACAGCGACACAGAGGAGAAGCUGAAAGCUCACAGCCAGCGCCUGGUGAACGUGAAGUCCCGUCUGAAGCAGGCCCCUCGGUACCCACCUCCCGCCAGAGAGCUCCUGGAGUACCAGGAGAGGGAGCUGUUCGAGUACUUCGUGGUGGUGUCCCUGCACAGGAAGCAGGCGGGGGCUGCCUAUGUGCCUGAGCUCACCCAGCAGUUCCCCCUAAAGUUGGAAAGGUCUUUCAAGUUCGUGAGAGAGGCUGAGGACCAGCUCAAGGCUAUUCCUCAGUUCUGUUUCCCAGACGCUAAGGACUGGAGUCCUGUCCAGCAGUUUACCAGUGAAACAUUCUCAUUUGUCUUAACUGGAGAAGAUGGGAGCCGAAGAUUUGGAUAUUGCCGAAGACUGCUGCCUGGGGGUAGAGGGAAACGCCUUCCUGAAGUUUACUGCAUCGUGAGCCGGCUGGGCUGCUUCAGCCUCUUUUCAAAGAUCUUGGACGAGGUGGAAAAGAGACGCGGCAUCUCCCCGGCCCUGGUGCAGCCCCUCAUGAGGAGUGUCAUGGAAGCGCCUUUCCCAGCCCUGGGCAAAACCAUCCUCGUCAAGAACUUCUUACCAGGCUCAGGGACUGAGGUGAUUGAGCUGUGCCGCCCACUGGACUCCCGGCUCGAACACGUGGACUUUGAGUCUCUCUUCUCCUCCCUCAGCAUCCGCCACCUGGUCUGUGUUUUUGCCUCCCUGCUGCUGGAAAGGAGGGUCAUCUUCAUCGCCGACAAGCUCAGCACCCUGUCCAAGUGCUGCCAUGCCAUGGUGGCUCUCAUCUACCCCUUCAGCUGGCAGCACACCUACAUCCCUGUGCUCCCGCCAGCCAUGAUCGACAUCGUGUGCUCGCCCACGCCCUUCAUCAUCGGGCUGCUGUCCAGCUCGCUGCCGCUGCUCAGGGAACUGCCGCUGGAAGAGGUGCUCGUGGUGGACCUCAUCAACGAUCGCUUCCUCAGGCAGAUGGAGGAUGAAGAUUCCAUUCUGCCCCGGAAGCUUCAGGUGGCCCUGGAACACAUUCUGGAGCAGAGGAACGAGCUGGCCUGUGACCUGGACAGAGGGCCCCCGGACUGCACCUAUGGCCCCGCGUCCAGCCCCUUGAAUGCGGUGGUGUCCGAGGCCUUUGUCCGCUUCUUUGUGGAGAUGGUGGGCCACUACUCCUUGUUCCUGACGCCGGGCGAGCGGGAGGAGCGGAGCCUGCAGCGGGACGCCUUCCGCAAAGCCGUCUCCUCCAAGAGCCUGCGCCGCUUCCUGGAGGUGUUCAUGGAGACCCAGACCUUCCGUGGCUUCAUCCAGGAGCGGGAGCUGCGCCGGCAAGAUGCCAAGGCAGCUGCUGAUGGAUGA